CGUUGGGGUGAAUAGGAGCAUGUUGGGGCAUGUGACGCGAAUAGACCUAAGAAGUGACAAGAAGUAGCACGCGUAGUACUUAUGAAUCUGAAGAGGUUAUAGUAAAAAGAAGUAAAUAUAUACACCGUCCAGUGCACACACGCCAUGUAACAAUAUACGACUGUGCAUAUGUAUGUGUGCGAUCCGCUCGAUUAUGAAUUUCCGCGGAUCGUCAACGUAUCAAAAACGGUGGAUCGUCUGUCAUUGGUCGAAAUUUAAUACGCCCGAUACGCGCGUAUCGUAAUACGCGCCAUGGGACGUCACCCUUAUACAUCACUGCUUUAUUGCUAUUCUUGAUGCGCAUGAGCGAAAAAUCCGGCCCGCAUCUCAUCUCUCAUCACUGUUUCCAUCCUUUUUGCUCGUUAUUCGAACGCUGUCAGGACUGCCACGGACGUGGGGUAAAUCCGGCAUGUGUCACGUGUACUUACCGCAUAUAUGUACGAAAAGUAACGAAUAUUAGGGAACUGGGUGUGAGUUUUGAUAUCGCGCUCUCGCGCGGAACAUCAUGGAUGAUAGACGAAACAACCGUGAGGUUAUAACAGUAUUAUUUCUGUGUCUAUUGUGGUACGCAGUGUCCAGUAGCAGUAAUGUCGUCGGUAAAAUGUUGCUAUCAGAGUUUCCAUAUCCGCUCACGGUGACCAUGGUGCAGCUGACCUCGAUUACCGUAUACUCUGGCCCAUUCUUCAAUCUGUGGGGUGUAAGAAAAUACUCAUCCAAUAUAACGUGGCGUUAUUAUCUGCGGCUCAUUGUACCGCUGGCCCUGGGCAAGUUUCUAGCGAACAUAUUCAGCCACGUCAGUAUUUGGAAAGUGCCCGUCUCUUAUGCUCACACUGUGAAGGCUACAAUGCCUCUUUUCACGGUGGCUCUAUCAAGAAUAAUACUUCGGGAGCAUCAAACAUGGAAGGUGUAUCUGAGCCUUGUACCAAUAGUUGGUGGUGUAGCUGUAGCCACACUAACAGAACUUAGUUUCAACAUGAUCGGCUUGAUAAGUGCUUUAGCAUCCACUAUGGCGUUUUCUUUGCAAAAUAUUUACUCGAAAAAGGUGUUACAUGACACAGGAAUACAUCACUUGCGGCUGCUACACAUACUUGGCCGUCUAGCUUUAUUCAUGUUCUUGCCAAUUUGGAUUGUGUAUGAUUUGCGCAGUUUGAUAUAUGAACCGAUGUUGAAACCGUCCAUAGAGAUAAGCUAUUACGUGUUAGGAUUAUUAUUUCUAGAUGGAAUACUUAAUUGGUUUCAGAACAUUAUUGCGUUUUCUGUGCUUCACAUUGUCACGCCUCUAACAUAUGCAGUGGCAAGCGCCAGCAAACGCAUAUUUGUGAUAGGAAUAACAUUACUCGUACUUGGCAAUCCAGUUACAUGGCUUAACAUAUUUGGUAUGACAAUGGCCAUAUUAGGGGUAUUAUGUUACAAUAAGGCUAAGUAUGAUCAGAGAAUAGAGAAACAGAAGAAGACAAUUCUUCCGAAACAUUAUAACACAACUCAGAACGGUAAUACAAACAAUUAUUUUAUGUUAAAUGGUUUUACAAGCAGACAUCAAUUAUUUGCAGUCUAGUUUCAAUUAAUAAUGUUUUCCAUACGUGUGAAUGGAUUUUUAUAAAGUAUUAUGAUCGGAUAUAAUUGGUUGAAAAAGAAGCUCAUAUAAUCAAUUGCUUUAAAUAUUAUGCACAGUGGAAUCCCGCAAUAACAUAAAUCCCUUCCAUAAGCACACACAAGUAGCGUAAGUGAAAGAUAACAAUGCAGUUAUGUACCAUAAUUGAUAUUCUUCUAGCCAUUACAACGUGCCAUUUCGUGCAGGUCUCGAGUAAAAUCGUAAACUGAAGUUAGAACACCGCUGAGUAUAACUUUUACGAUUUUAAACUUUGUAAAACUAGCGCCAAACUAUGCGAUUUAUAUUUCGCGAUUCGUGAUUCUUAAUUUAUUCAACAUUCGGAGAGAUUUGUCAUUUGCUUUUGUAAACCUGCAAUACUAUUCGCGAUUCAUAGUAUAUUAUUUGUAAUUCAUAAUUUAUCGUUUCUUUGAUUAUUCGUGUUACUUUGGUCAGUUCCGGCAGAUAGAUGUUUAUUUAAUUUUUAUAUUUGUUGUGCCAAAAACUGGAUAGACAAAAAUGUAGUCACUCCUAAUGUACUCCUAAUUUUUUAAUAUAUUUAAUUUUUCAGUGAUAUGAUCUGUAUACUUGAAGAUUAGAUUUCUUCUCUUGGUAUCUUUGAGAAUGUACUAAUUUGAAGUUCAAACUCUUGAAACAGUUAAAAAUUUUUUUAGUUUUGUAAUUUUUGUCCUUUGGAUUUUAUAAACAUUUAUAUAUUUUUUGUCUUUUAGAAGUGCAAAGGGACGAUUAUUUGUCUACUCAUUUUCCAUUAUAGGAACUGAUCUAAUCUAAUCUUAAUGAGAACUCACUAGAUGGAGCACGAAUUGUCACAAAUAGUGUGGCACCACGAAUGGAUUUAUUCGUUUUGAUUUGCGACUUUUGAAAUUUUUCUUCUGCUUCUUGAAAUAUGGUACUCGUUUCUUAAAUAUAUGGGAACGAUUCGACCAAAAGACAAAUAAUAAAAAUAUUAAAACAUAAAUGCUGUACUAUGAAAUAAAAAUGCUAAUUAUUAACAUUAGCAAUUUCUCACUAAUUUUGAUCAGCUUUAAAUAUGUUGUCAAGAUCAUUAUUCUGAACAACUUUUUCCUAUACAUGUUACCGCCGCUCGGCUUUAGUUUUUGAGUUAUACAAAAAAAUUAUUAACAGUUUAAUAAAUAUGAUACAUACAGGUAGCUUCGAUGGCUUUGACUAUAACAUGUUGUCAAGGUCAUUUUCUUGAGUGACCUUGAUGGGUUUUAGCCGUCGGUCGUGAUUCGUUAAAAAGUUAUUAACAAAAAAAGUUUUAUAAAUCCGAUACAAUGAUAUCGGUGCUUUAGCACCGAUUUUUUAUCUCCGUGCCACAGAGCAAUGUAGAAACAAACGACUUCUUACUCCAUUUUUUAUGCCUUUAUAAUUCCACGAUGCUAUAUUGUUUGUAAAUAGUCACUUAUAACAUUAACCUUCAUUAUUAUUAACAGAAAUUGGAAAAAUUUCGACCAUUAUGUCAAAAAAUUUAACUAUUUAUCAGUGCAGCGAUUUAUCAAUGACUAUUUACAAACGGCAUAGCAUCGUGGAAUUAUAAAAGCAAAAAAGUAGGGCAGAAGUCGCUACAAUUGUUUGUUUCCACAUUGUUGGAAAAGUUAUUCAGAAUAAUGAUCUUGACAACAUAUUUAAAGCUCAUCAAAAUCUGUGAGGAAUCGCUAAUGUAAGUAAUUACCACAAAAAUGUAUUUAGAAUGUCAAGACAGUUGAUUGCAUCAACAACUCUCAGAAAUAAUUUUAUGAAACACCUGUACGCGUUUUCGCUUAACAAAAAGCUUGUUUGAGGUUAUUGAAAAAUCACUUAGCUACCAAAUCGGUAUGAAUGACGAAUCGUGUAUGACGAAUUUUUCUUUUACAUUAUUUACGAACAUUAUACAAAUCGCGAAUUGCGAAUAUGCGCACAACUAGUGUCGCUCUAAUUUAAUUAUUUAUAAUGGUGUACUUAUAAAGUUCCGUAUGUGUGCUAUUGUGAGAUUCCACUGUAUAUGCAUAUAUGUGUGCGCGCAAUAAUAUAUAUACAUCGAUGUGCACAAUGAAAAAAAUAAACGUUCUCUUGUUUUGAAAAACAUCGGAACAUUUAAAUAUACAUGAUAUCCUGCUAUAAAUGCUCUUUUUUAUCUUGUAAACUAAAAUUAUAUAUAUACAUAUCAAAUAUGAAAUAUAAAAUUAAAAUUUGAAUUGAACACUUUUAUGGGUAUAAUAAUCACUUAUAACAAUUACGUGUAUUAUUUAUGUUAAAAAACGGAAGAACGUAUAUAAUUUUUUUAUGAUAACGUGAAUAUAUUCGAUAUAGCAGAGAUUGUAACGUAUUUUCUAAGAAAUACAACCCAGGUAGCAAACACAAGUCAUUUUGACGUCAAAUUUUGAUUCCCUGACUAUUAUUGACGUCUUAAUGACGUUAAAAUGACGGUCAAUGUCACAGAUUGUUGACGUCACAAUAAAGAUGACAUUUUAACGUCAUUUUUAUGGCUAUCCCAGGUAGUAAAAGUCGCCGUUACUUUGACGUUUUAGAAAAUAUUUUGGGUACAUAUUCUAUAAAUGCAGCACUUGCAUUGUGAAAA
This is a messenger RNA of Monomorium pharaonis (pharaoh ant), 4208 nucleotides long. Its product is annotated as solute carrier family 35 member E1 homolog. Lineage: Eukaryota; Metazoa; Arthropoda; Insecta; Hymenoptera; Formicidae. Gene Ontology annotation, molecular function: antiporter activity. The coding region runs from base 545 to 1594 and encodes 349 amino acids. The transcript has 3 exons. Gene Ontology annotation, cellular component: Golgi apparatus. The record is from RefSeq and is a predicted model, not a curated record.